Molecule: messenger RNA, 488 nt
Organism: Ostrinia nubilalis (European corn borer)
Lineage: Eukaryota; Metazoa; Arthropoda; Insecta; Lepidoptera; Crambidae
Gene: Crz
Product: pro-corazonin-like
Exons: 3
Coding region: 121-435 (104 amino acids)
Biological process (GO): positive regulation of heart contraction
Molecular function (GO): corazonin receptor binding
Source: RefSeq, a predicted model, not a curated record
UCCUUCAGGAGCUCAGUUCGAAUUUCGAAUUUUCAAAUUUGAAUUUGAAACGCGUUGUUUUUUUACAACUUGCCAGUGUUCGGAUUGUCUAUUGAUAUUCGCGUAUUUUUCAAAGCCACCAUGGUCCCCAACACAGCCCUCCUGCUCAUCAUCGUGGCUCUCUCGUCAGUCGCCGCCCAGACCUUCCAGUACUCCCGAGGCUGGACCAACGGCAAGCGGGAUGGCCACAAGAGGGAAGAGGUCAGGGACGUGGCCAGCAGCCUUGAGAGGAUCCUGAGCCCGUGCCAGGUUAACAAGCUGAAGUAUGUGCUGGAGGGAAAGCCACUGAGUGAGAGGUUCUUCGGGCCCUGCGACUACUUCGAAGAAGACAUGGACAAUCAGUCGAAGAGGUACAAAGAACGUAGCCAGGACCCCCUGUUCGAUGCCUUCCAGUGAACCAGGAUCUGAAAGAAAAUGUGCCAGUGUUUGAUAUUUACACGUUUUUCGGU